Prosopis cineraria is the source of this 2248-nucleotide messenger RNA. RefSeq names its product protein MODIFIER OF SNC1 11. The coding region runs from base 146 to 784 and encodes 212 amino acids. Gene Ontology annotation, biological process: poly(A)+ mRNA export from nucleus. The record is from RefSeq and is a predicted model, not a curated record. The transcript has 6 exons. Gene Ontology annotation, cellular component: nucleus. NCBI's taxonomy places the organism in Eukaryota, Viridiplantae, Streptophyta, Magnoliopsida, Fabales, Fabaceae.
CUGAAUCAGGUAGAGCCGAUUUGAUUUGCAGGUCUAAUUGUUGCGGGAAUCCUCACUCGGCCCAAUUGCCUUUGCUUCUGGAGUGCUCCCUUCUCACGCGGUCUGCGAUUCUCUGCGCGCUUCCCCGCUCCGAUCUCCCAACCCAAUGGCGACCAACACGGAGAAGCCGACUCUCGACAAUCUUCCCGAAGAUAACCCUAAGAAAACCCUAGAUCUCGCUCAACCCCCUUCCACCACACCUGACCCCGAUCCUUCUCAAGAUUCGACCAAUGCGUCUUCUAUAACCCCUCCUUCGUCUCUUCAACCUCAGCCUUCCACCACCGACGCCUCUCUGAAGGGGGCUGCUGAAUUGAACCCUCCUGUUGCUGAAAAGGAUGCGCCGGUUUCCGAUAUCCAGAAGAAGAUUCGCCGAGCUGAGCGGUUCGGGAUUUCUGUGCAGUUGUCUGAGCAAGAGAAGCGCAAUUCCCGAGCGGAAAGGUUUGGCACUGGGCCCACAUUACAAGCACCAGAGACAUCAAAAUCCGAUGAGUUGAAGAGAAAAGCCAGAGCAGAGAGGUUUGGGAUGCCUUCUCCACCUACGGCUGCUGACGAGGAGGCAAAGAAGAAAGCUAGGCUUGCUAGGUUUGCACCAGUUUGCAAGACUGAUCCCUUGGAGGAAGAUAAAAGGAAGGCAAGAGCACUCAGGUUUUCAAAUCCUCCGUCAAGUUCUUUACCCCAAGUUAAUGGCACGGGAAACAUUGAGACAAAGGCAGCUGUUGCUGGCAAAGCAGGAGGCGGGGCAUGACUGGUAGCUUAUUUCAUUACUAGUUGAAUUAUAUUGUCUAGUUUUUGAAGCUAAAGAUUCCCCUAGUGGCCUUCAUACCGUGUGUACUUGUUGACAUACUAAUCCCUGGAUGCAGCUACUUCUACUUCCUCUAAGACAUUGCCGAGUUUAAGUAACUGAAAAAGAUUUCUUGUGGUGUCAGUUUACUGGGUGACACCAUGGGGUAAUCAACGGAUAUCUUCAAAUUGUUUGCUUAUCUUAAAACCUGCCCAGCUCAGAAUUUUGGAAUCUACAGCCUAGAAAAGUUUUCAUCUUUAUUUGAGCACAUAGAUUAAGCUCUUGCCUUUUGCAUGAAAGAAGCUUCUUUGGUCCCUUCACCCCUCCCCAUCAUUGCUAGGAAGUCAGUAUCCCUUAUAUGCUGCUUGUCAAAUGGCCAUAAUCAUUGUGCUAAAUGGCAAUACCAGGUUGAUUAUGCUAUUGCAGGAUGCAUUGUGAUGCUAGUCUAGAAGUCCACUGAUAUCAAAAUAAGUUUAAGUUGCAUCAUUUGUCCCUUUUUUUUUUGGGGGGGGUGAUAGUGAAGAUGGUAAGCCCAUAAAUAGCAGCGGAUAUGAUGAACUCUUUUCUGCUUAAUUCUUAGAGUUGACAUCAUUUCAUUGUCAAUACUGGUAAUGCUGGUUCUCUUUCAAAAAUGAAUGAAAAGUUUGAUGUUACGUUAAUGAAAGAUAAAAACCUGACAUGAUAUUAAAAAUGGCUAUAUUUUGGCAUUUUUGACAGAUUUCUUUCUCUCUCCUCUUCCCUUGUCCAUUUCUGACUUGAUGUUCACUAGGAAUUGUGAUGUCCUAUGCUAUGGUGCAAUCUCCUAUGGCUUUUUUCUUUUUUUUUUAAAUCUUGUUUGAGAGUAGUGACUAAAGCACAUUUACUUGGUUGUAUAGCGCUAGUAAAGUGGUGUGAUGGACUAUGUUAUGGUGCUUUGAAAAAAGUUCAAUAGCUUUUGGCCUAGAGUUAGUGGUUUACAUCACUGGUUUAGCACAGAUAGUAGUUCAUGGUCCUGACACUGUUUUCUGGCCUUCAUUGGAGAAAAACAAGGUUGAAAAUGAUUAAGCUGAAUUUGACAAAUGAAAACUUGGUAUGGUUAAAUUCUGCGGAUGUUUUCUUCUAGAAUCUGAAAUUGAGGUUAUUUUGAGGCUGUAGAUUCCAAUUUUUUGAUCUUUGCAGCAUUUUGUUACAAGUAAACUCUUUGAAGGUGCCACUUAGUAUUCGCAGUUGCCAACUUUAGAUUUGUACAUUCAGCUAGAUAGGACGGAAGAUUGGGGGUGUCUUAUUCCUUCUUCUGUCGUCAUCUUUUGUAACAUAUUUUUCUAGUUUUUCGUUUGGUAGAAAUUCUGGAAGUAUCUUGUGUCUGGGGGUUAUUUGUGUUGCUAGUUAGCAAUGAUGAAUAAAAGGACCGAGAAUUCUUGUUGGGGAAUCAUAAAUUUUUUGUUCUAA